This is a messenger RNA of Pogoniulus pusillus (Red-fronted tinkerbird), 5590 nucleotides long. RefSeq names its product general transcription factor IIi (gene GTF2I). The coding region runs from base 319 to 4926 and encodes 1535 amino acids. The transcript is spliced from 50 exons. The record is from RefSeq and is a predicted model, not a curated record. Gene Ontology annotation, molecular function: DNA-binding transcription factor activity. Lineage: Eukaryota; Metazoa; Chordata; Aves; Piciformes; Lybiidae. Gene Ontology annotation, cellular component: nucleus.
AACAAAACCUCCCCCGCGCCUCGCCGGCUUCAGCCUGAGACCGUGAGGGGAGAAUCGGGGCCCUGUGGCGCCUGGGCCCGCCGCCCCACCAGCCGCCAAGAGGCCGUGGGGUAAGCCGCCUCCCGCUGGCGAGGCUCCGCCGUCGCCGGCCUUUCCCCGCAGGCCGGCGGCACCGUUUCGCCUUCAGCCACCAGGAUCGGGCCAGCGGCAGGUUUAAGACUAAUGUCUUAAUUGUAAAUAGAAGAUUUCCAGAAAAUUUGGAAGUCCAGGGAUACAUACACCUCCAAAGUGGGCUGAAGAAAACACUAAAGGAGAAAAAUGGCCCAAACUACUGCACCAGCAACAUCCACCGAAGAGGAGGACACCUCUUGUAGCAAACUGGUGGUUACAUUCCUGAUGUCAGCACUUGAGUCAAUGUGUAAAGAACUUGCCAAGUCCAAAGCAGAAAUUGCCUGUAUUGCUGUAUUUGAAGCAGAAGUGUUCAUAGCUGGAACUGAGAGAGGAAGAACCUUUAUCAGUUCUAGGAAAGAACUUCAGGAGGAUUUUGUUAAAUACUGUGAAGGAGAAAAGAAAGCUGCGCAACUGGACAAAACAAAGGCCCUGCUACCUGUAAAUGGACUGGCAGUGGAUACUGAAGAAACAGAAGCUCUUGUGAAGUCUGUGGAAGACUUUUUCUGUUAUUGCUAUGGCAAAGCCUUAGGCAAAGCAACAUUGGUACCUGUGCCAUAUGAGAAGAUUGAGAGCAACGAGUCCUUUGUGGUAGUGCAGGGCCUGCCCAGAGGAGUUGCAUUGCAGCACCCAUCCAAAUAUGAUGUACUAACACUGAAAUGGAUUCUGGACCACAAGUCACAGAUUGCAUUUGUCAUCAAAAGGGCUGUAGUAGAGCCAGGGAAAGUCCUAGGAGCUCCUCCGCCAGGUCCUUCCUAUUCACACAUACCUGCAGUUGGAAGUUGUCUUCCUAUUCCUCCUGUUCAAGUGAAAACAGAACCAAAGGAGAAUGCUGCACCUUCUUUGGGAAUGGCUCCAGUAGCAGUGAAGGAGGAACCACAUGAUCCUGCAUUUGACCAGUAUAAUACUCCAGAUACCCCUCAGAACACCUCUUCAGAAACAACUAAGAAUCCUGAAGUCAAGAUCACCAUUGAGGGUGAAGGAGAAAAGAAAGCUGCACAAAUGACGAUAGCAAAGGCCCUACUACCUGUAAAUGGGCUGCCAGUGGAUACUGAGGAAGCAAAAGCUCUCGUGAAGUCUGUGGAAGACUUUUUCUGCUAUUGCUAUGGCAAAGCCUUAGGCAAAGCAACAUUGGUACCUGUGCCAUAUGAGAAGAUUGAGAGCAACGAGUCCUUUGUGGUAGUGCAGGGCCUGCCCAGAGGAGUUGCAUUGCAGCACCCAUCCAAAUAUGAUGUACUAACACUGAAAUGGAUUCUGGACCACAAGUCACAGAUUGCAUUUGUCAUCAAAAGGGCUGUUGUAGAGCCAGAGAAAGCCCUAGGAGCUCCUCCGCCAGGUCCUUCCUAUUCACACAUACCUGCAGUUGGAAGUUGUCUUCCUAUUCCUCCUGUUCAAGUGAAAACAGAACCCAAGGAGAAUGCUGCACCUUCUUUGGGAAUGGCCCCAGCAGCAGUGAAGGAGGAACCAAGUUAUCCUGCAUACUUUCAAUAUAAUACUUUAGCAGCCCCUUUGCAGACUUCAGAGCCGGUUGGAAGAAUUGCUCUUGUAAACAACUGCCCAGCAGCCCCUUUGCAGACUUCAGAGCCGGUUGGAAGAAUUGCUCUUGUAAACAACUGCCCAGUAGCCCCUUCACAGGCAUCAGACCAGGUUAAACGAAUUGCUCUUGUAAACAACUGCCCAGCAGCCCCUUCACAGGCAUCAGACCAGGUGAAACGAAUUGCUCUUGUAAACAACUGCCCAGUCCCUUUGCAGACAUCAGACCAGGUUAAAAGAAUUGCUCUUGUGAAAAAUUACACAGCCCCUUCACAGACAUCAGAGCCAGUUAGAAGAGUUGCUUUUGUAAAAAUCUACUCAGAUCCACCCCCGCCUGUCUCUUCAGUAACAAUUAAGGAUCCUGAAGUCGAGGUCACCAUUGAAGAUUCCAUACAGAAAACCUCUUCAGAAACAAGUAACGAUCCUGAGGUCGAGGUCACCAUUGAGGAUGAUGAUGAGGAAUUCUUACCUCCUGGUAAGAGAGCAAGGAGCACUGCGUCAGCUAUUGGAGCUGGGAGAAGAACAACAACGAGAUCACUGAAUUCUGGUGAUGAUGAUGAUGACAAUGACGGCGGUGGUGAUGAUGAUGAUGACGACGACGAUGACGAUGAUGACGGUGGUGAUGAUGAUGAUGAUGAGGAGGAGGAGGAUGAUGAUGAUGAAGAAUACUUGCCUCCUAGCAAGAGACCAAAGAACACCAGGCCAUCUAAUGGAGCUACUAGUACUAGGAGAAGAACAACAGUGAGAGCAUUGAAUGCUGGUGAUGAUGGUGGUGGUGGUGGUGGUGUUGGUGAAGAUGAUGAUGGUGGUGAUGGUGAAGAUGAUGACGAUGAUGAUGAUGAAGAUGAAUACAUGCCUCCUAGCAAGAGGCCAAAGAACACUGAGUCAGUUAAUGGACCUGUCAGUGUUGGGAGGAAAAGAAACUUCAACUUUGAGAAGUGGAAUGCAAGGAUUACAAACUUGAGAAAACAAGUUAAAGAGGUGUUUGAAAAAAAAUAUGCUGAAGCUAUAAAUGCAAAAGGUCCAGUAUCUAUCCCAGACUCAAUCUACCAGUUAGGUGAAGAAGCCUUGGUUGUGGAAGGGCUGCCAGAAGGAGUCCCUUUCAGGCGGCCAUCCACGUAUGGCAUUCCUCGCCUCGAGAGGAUCCUGAUAGUGAAGCAGCAGAUCCGGUUUGUCAUUAAAAAGCAGGAGCUUUUGAAUUUGCCACAAGUUGCAGCCCCACCGCAGCAGGGUGCAGUACCACCGCAACAGAACUCAGCCCCACUACAGCAGGGGGCAGCAGCAUCACCACAACAAGAGGCAUCACCGCAGAAUAAACCAGUUGCAGGAGUGCAAAAUGAGUGGUAUGCCAGAAUUGUCCAACUGAGGAAGACAGUAGAUGAACUCUUUGCUAAAAAGUUUGCUGAGGCCCUGGGGAGCACUGAGCCUAAAGCUGUUCCAUACCAGAAAUUUGAGGCCCAUCCUACUGACCUCUACGUGGAAGGGCUGCCAGACAACAUUGUCUUUAGGAGUCCCACCUGGUAUGGAAUCCCUCGCCUUGAAAAAAUAAUUCGGAUGAGCCACAAGAUAAAAUUUGUCAUCAAAAAGCCAGAGCUGCUAACUCUCAAUACACCUGAAGUUACUCAGCGCCCGCCAGACAACUCAGGGAAAGAAGACUGGAAUGUCAGGAUCACAAGGCUAAGAAAGGAAGUAGAAGAGAUAUUUAAUAAGAAGUUUGGUGAAGCUCUGGGGCUUUCAGAGGCAGUGAAGGUUCCCUACCCUUUGUUUGAGUCACAUUCUAAGUACUUGUACGUCGAAGGCUUGCCAGAAGGAAUCCCCUUCCGGAGUCCCACCUGGUUUGGAAUUCCACGCCUGGAAAGAAUUAUCCGUGGGAGAAGUAAAAUCAAAUUUGUUGUUGAGAAGCCUGAGCUUGUCACAUCCUCUUUGCCUCCAGAACUGGCUAGUAAAGUAAACGUUGAAGCAAGGAGUCCAAAGAAUUCAGAGAGCUCACAAAGUCCUGCAAGCAAUGCAGAGGUCCCAGAGAUUGAAGUCACUGUUGAAGAAGGUCCUGAUGGAUCAGAUAAAACAGAUCGUCAAACCAGCUCUCCAAGAGAUGGGUCCCCAUCAAGUUCAGCUCUACGACCAAGAGACUUUUCUUUUGACUCAUGGAAUUCCAGAAUUAGUGAAUUAAAGGAGAAAGUAGAAAAAAUUUUCAGUGAACAGUGUGCGGCAGCCCUGGGGGUGACUGAGCCAGUGAAGGUGCCCUAUGGGUUGUUUGAAUCCCACCCAGAUAUUUUCCACGUGGAAGGGCUACCCGAAGGAGUGCCAUUCCGACGGCCUUCUACGUUUGGAAUUCCAAGACUAGAGAAGAUCCUGAGAAACAAAUCCAGGAUAAAAUUUGUUAUUAAAAAGCCUGAGAAGUUUAAGGCAGCUCUUAAGGAAAGAUCUGGUAAAGGCCUCCAAAGAAAAAAUACGUCACUAAGUGAAACAAAUACACCAAGCACCACAACAAGCACAGUGGUGAGCAAACCUGAUCCUUCUGAAGAUCUGAACAUCAUUGAAGUAACUAUCUCAGAUGAUGAAUGUGAACAACAGCAAAAAGCAGAUAGAGCCAGACACUUGAGAGAGCAAGUAAAUGAUCUUUUUAGCCGGAAAUUUGGUGAAGCUGUCGGUAUGAAUUCUGUGAAAGUCCCAUACAGGAAAAUCAAUAACAACCCUGGCUGUGUGGUGGUGGAAGGGUUGCCUCCUGGUGUGGAAUUUAAACCUCCCAGUUACCUGGAACUGAGCACAAUGAGGAAGAUUUUGGAAUCGCCAGACUCAGUCCGGUUCACUGUCGUUCGGCCCAUUCCAGGAUUUGCGAACAACACUCAGCCAGUGGAAGAAGUUAAAGAUGAAGCAGAAGCACCAGCAGCACCACCAGUAGCACCAGCAGAAGAAGCAGCCCCAGAAGCGGUACCGCCAGCCCCAGAAGCAGUACCACCAGAAGCGGUACCACCAGCACCAGAAGCAGUACCACCAGCACCAGAAGCAGCAGAGCUGAUGGAAAAAGUUGAAGCAAAAGCAGAACCACCAGCAGUACCAUCAGCACCAGAAGCAGCACCACCAGUACCAGAAGAGCAAGCUGAACCAAGCCAAACAGAAGCAUCUGUAGAAGGUGUUUGUCUUCAGUUACAGCCAACAAAUACCUAUGAUACAGAAACAAAAGAGAGUUUUCAAGCAAAGAAAGAGCCAGACCCAACGUGGUAGACCUCAUCAAUACUAGGCAGAAGCUUUCAGUCCUGAGAAGAGCCUGCCAGGACCCUCCUGAGCUGUGUAAUAUAACUGUAUAAGAGAAAUACCUUCUAUACAAAUUGGUUUUGUACUUUUAGAUAGAAAUAUCUACUUUUUCAGCAGUUCUGUGAAUUGACUUAAAGCAGAGAAUGUGGAUUUGAACUGGCUGGGGUUUACCUCAGAAUACCUUAGAAACUCUAAAUGUGAGGCAGCGAUGCUGGAUUAAAAUCAACAUGGACUUAACCAGAGCUUGUCUGCUUUUCCCCUCUCCCCCUCACACCUUCCCCCCCCAAAAAAUGCUGGAUUUCACUACACCUGGAUGCACCUCAACUUUCAUACUGAAAACAAAAUUCCUGCUAGAAGUUGAGUUUAAACAAACAAACAAAUAACCCAAACAGUGGAGUUGUUGAUUUUUUGCUUUUAACUCUUUUUAACGAUUGGUUGGGCAGUACUGUCUGUAUAUUUGAACUCAGUUUUUGUUUUCCUAUGACACCUAUCACAGGGGUUUUUUUCCAUAAAUAAAAGAUAAACUGCUUCACUUGACCAUUAGUAUGCAUUAAUGAGAUGGUCUGGGAGUGGUUUCAGAGUGUGGCUCAGGAAGCUGUUUAAAUAAAGCCCUUUUAACACUUGGUUCCAACUA